AUGCCCGCUCUUUCUGGCGACCCGAAGGCCGAUGCAAACGGCCGCCCUCAUCAGGAAAGAGUCAAGCAGUUCAUCGAGUCUACGCUUGCUUCCGUUCUCGAUGAGCUGUCAAAGCCUGACGGGCGGCCGUCAGUGACGCUGAAACGCCGGUCUAAACGAGCUAACAAUUGCUCAUUGAACGAGGAGACUGGGGCAUUGCAAGUAGAUACGAAUGGCAGGGAGUGGAGUGUUACAUAUUCCUGGCCCGGAAAGACGGUAACCGAUGCCUGGAAAUUUGGGCACAUUUCAGAAGCUAUCGAGGGCAAAUUUAUCUCCUCCAAACGAGAUAUAUACUACCUUGACCCACCAUACUUCGGUUCUCAGAGACUGGUGGAUGGAUAUAUUGAUGAUAUCGCCUAUACAGUUGGUGUCGACCGGGCGGCAUUGCAUGUGUCAGCAGCAGCGAAAGGGUUGACAGUUGGUCGUUACAAAAUUAACCUCCAAAGUGGAUCUGUACUGAACGGAAUUCUUAUCCCAAGGACUCAUGAGAUAGUCGGAUUUGACUUGUCGGGUGUCAGAUGGAUACUGAUAAUUGAAAAGGAGGCUGUAUUUCACUGUCUGGCCACAUCGAACUAUCAUGCGACAUCGGCCGCAGGUGGAGGUAUCUUGAUAACGGGUAAAGGAUAUCCGGACCUAUCCACAAGAGCUUUCCUCCGCUCAAUAUCUGAAUGGAGGAACUCGCCUGCCCGUUUUAUCCCAAUAUAUGUUCUUGUGGACUGUGAUCCAGAUGGGAUGGCGAUCAUGUCAACUUAUAAAUAUGGAUCCAUAUCCCAAAGUCAUGAAAAUGCGAAUCUGAAUGUUCCCGGUGUCGAAUGGCUGGGGUUACGGGCUUCCGAUACUGCCAUACCUGGAAACGCAGAUGUUGACCGUCCGCUUAUUCCUAUGACUCUUCGCGAUAGGGCCAGGGCCCAAGCAAUGCUAUCGCAUAGUGUGAUCUUCUCAGAUGAGAGAGAGCAGGAAUGGAGGCUAGAAUUACAGAGAAUGCUCAUGGUGAAUGCCAAGGCGGAAAUUGAAGUGUUAUAUGAGAAAGCUGGUGGUAUUGAAGGAUGGCUGGACAGGAAGUUAAAAAGGUGA
Messenger RNA from Coccidioides posadasii C735 delta SOWgp, 1113 nucleotides. Lineage: Eukaryota; Fungi; Ascomycota; Eurotiomycetes; Onygenales; Onygenaceae. The record is from RefSeq and is a predicted model, not a curated record.